UUUACUCGUCCGAGCCUUCGAUUCGGACACGCCAUACCAGUGAUUCAUCGGUGUAUCUAUAUAGCUGUAUAUAUUUAUUAAUCCACAAUUUUCUUCUCUCUCUCUCAUCGAUUUCGAAGAAGGCCUCACGACUUUCUCAAAGUCUCCUUCAAUAGCCUCUCAAACGCGAUUGAAACAAAAAAAUUGCAUUUACAGGAUUUUUUGCCAAUAAUAGUAAUGUCAGACCAUCUGGUUUUGUGCGUUGACCGCCUCAUCACAUCUGAAUCAUUGCAAUCACUACAAGGGGCUGAGGUCUCAGGAUCAUCCUCCGGAGAGGGUUCUUAUUCUCACAUGACUGAUCCAUCCUCCUCUAUUGAUAUGAAGGAUGGGGAGGAACAUGAUGAAGCUGAUGAAGAAGAACCGCUUAUUCAAAUGGUGGAGUGCCGCAUUUGCCAGGAGGAGGAUAGCAUCCAAAAUCUGGAGACACCUUGUGCUUGUAGUGGUAGUUUGAAGUUUGCUCAUAGGAAAUGUGUUCAGCGUUGGUGCAAUGAGAAAGGAGAUAUAACUUGUGAGAUCUGUCACCAGCCUUACCAACCUGGUUAUACUGCCCCACCACCUUCUCCUGGCUCUGAUGAUACUACCAUUGAUAUCAAUGGGGCUUGGACAAUCUCUGGCUCUCCUUUGGACUUGCGUGACCCUCGAAUUUUGGCUAUGGCAGCAGCUGAACGACAUCUUCUGGACGCUGAUUAUGAUGAAUAUGCUGAUACCAAUGCAAAUGGCGCUGCAUUUUGCCGCUCUGCCGCUCUGAUUUUAAUGGCUCUUCUACUCUUGAGGCAUGCUCUAACCAUUGGCAAUGGUGAAGAUGACGAUGAUGAUGCUUCCACCUUUUUCUCACUUUUCUUGCUGCGGGUUGCUGGUUUUCUUCUCCCAUGCUACAUUAUGGCCUGGGCUAUCAGUAUAUUGCAACGUCGAAGACAAAGACAGGAGGCGGAAGCAGCAGCACUCGCCGCAACAGAAGUUGCCUUCAUGAUACAAGGAGCGCAACGUCGGGGUUUGCAGUUCACAAUAGCACCAGGACCAGUAGGACCGGUACCGGCAGCGACACCAGGAUCAGUAAUGACACCAGGACAGGCAGUGAGUCCCCAUGAGUAGCCGGUUCUAUAAUAUAAGGUUUUCCUGAACACGGGUAAUUUUGAAAAUUGAGGUGAUCAUGUUACUAAAUAAAUUAUCAGUGAAACAAAAUUAGGAUGUAUUUCCGCCUGUCAAGUUGUGUCUUGGCUCGACUUAAUUAAUUUCCAUAAAAGCUUAAAACUUUGUUCUAUGUUCUUCCUGUUUUCAUUCUCUUGUUCCCCUCAUUGUUGUUGUACAUAAAAUAUUGUGAAUCAGAGCAGCAUCUGUUGGCAGAGUUGUCGAUAUUUGACACUGUAAACUGUACACGGCUUCUCUCCGGUGGCAUUGCCAUGCACUGUUUGUUGUAGUUAUCUUGAAUUAUGGAUUCAAUAUGAUCAACUUUUGCUAUA
This is a messenger RNA of Camellia sinensis, 1499 nucleotides long. RefSeq lists its product as uncharacterized. Gene Ontology annotation, molecular function: zinc ion binding; ubiquitin-protein transferase activity. NCBI's taxonomy places the organism in Eukaryota, Viridiplantae, Streptophyta, Magnoliopsida, Ericales, Theaceae. Gene Ontology annotation, cellular component: membrane. The record is from RefSeq and is a predicted model, not a curated record. Gene Ontology annotation, biological process: protein ubiquitination.